This is a messenger RNA of Cylicostephanus goldi, 188 nucleotides long. The record is from the annotation of a GenBank genome assembly. Lineage: Eukaryota; Metazoa; Nematoda; Chromadorea; Rhabditida; Strongylidae.
AUGAUUCGAACCCUCGUUUCCAAGCCGAUUCCUGGAAAGCCACAUUUUGAGGAACUACUGGAUCAAUUGACUGCUCCAGUUUAUGAUGUGCCCAAUCUCUCUCGACAGGCCUUCCAGUCCAUAUCUGCAGCCACUGGAGUCGUUGCUGCUGCCAGCGGUGAUAUUGAGAAGGUAGAUCAACUUUGAAG